AUAUUAAUUAAGAAUAAUUUGCAGACUGGAAUAUCAAAAACGUUCUGGUAGUCAGAGGAGUCAUCAGGAUCUGAAUAUCAUUGGCAUUUAACUGUCGAAAGAAAAAGAUUGAUUUGCAAUUAGAGCCUUCAAAUGAAACCACAUCCAGAUCUGACAGUCACUGUGUUUAUCGUAACCUAAUUAUCUCAGGAUUUUGAACAUUGAAGGAAAAAGCACCGUUCACAGUGGGAGAAACACAUGUCAUCUGUGUUCGGAAGAGUCUGUGGAGAUUCCUCUGAAAUGUCCAAACGCCAGCUCGGUCACAUGAGGGAGAGAAUGUGGAAAUGUGGGGAUUGUGGGAAGGAAUGUCUUUCCCCAUCCAAGCUGGAAAUUCACCAACGCACUCACACUGGGGAGAAGCCAUUCACCUGCUCUGAUUGUGGAAAGGGAUUUGCUCGGUCAUCCAACCUGCUAAGGCAUGAGCGAGGUCACACUGGGGAGAGACCAUUCACUUGUUCCCAGUGUGGGAAGGGAUUCAGUGAGUCAUCCAGCCUGCGGAUACACCAACGCAGUCACACUGGGGAGAGACCAUUUAUCUGCUCUGAUUGUGGGAUGGGAUUUACUCAGGCAUCCAGUCUGCAGAUACACCAGCGAGUUCACACUGGGGAGAGACCGUUCACCUGCUCUGAUUGCGGGAAGGGAUUCAGUCAGUUAUCCAAACUGCAGACACACAAGCGAAUUCAUAGGAGAGAGAGACCAUUCACCUGUUCUCAUUGUGGGAAAGGAUUCACUCAGUCAUCUAAUCUACUGGAACAUCAGCGAGUUCACACUGGUGAGAGACCAUUCACCUGCCCUGCUUGUGGGAAAGGAUUCGCUCGGUCAUACAGCCUGCUGUUACACCAUCGAGUUCACACUGGGGAGAGACCAUUCACCUGCUUGGAGUGUGGGAAAGGAUUUGCUCGGUCAUCCAGCCUGCUGGAACACCAGCGAAUUCACACUGGGGAGAGACCGUUCACCUGCUCUGCUUGUGGGGAAGGAUUCACUCUCUCAUCUAAACUACUGGAACAUCAGCAUGUUCACACUGGAAGAAGACGAUUCACCUGCUCUGCUUGCGGGAAAGGAUUCACUUGGUCAUCCAGCCUGCUGCAACACCAGCGAGUUCACACUGGAGAGAGACCAUUCAGCUGUUCUGAAUGUGGAAAAGCAUUCAAUCGUUCAUCCAACUUGCUGAGACACCAGCGAGCUCACACUGUGGAGAAACAUUCACUCAGUUAACUUGCCUGCUGGUACAGCAGCCUUUUAACUCUGUAGAGAGACUGUUCACUUGUUCUGUGUGUGGGAAGGGAUUUCAAACUUAACACACGAGUGAAAUGACACCCAUUGGAUCCCAUUCACCUGCCAUGUUUGUGUUUGCUAACGCACCAGCAAAUUCACAAAGAACUACAGGUGAAAGGUUUUGCUUUUACUUACACCAAGGAAGGAACCCCUAGUCAUUGGGCUAUCUGAACUGAUGUUUUUAAACCCUGCUCUAUUAAAAGGGCUGAUAUUGUCGAUAAAACGUUGAUACAAUUGUGUAUCUGCAGGAUAGUAUUUGAAAAUAAUCACAAUGUGACUGUACAUCAACAUGUUUACAUUGGGUAAAGACUGUCCACCUGUAUAUUGUUUGUAAAGUGAUUUUGAGGUUCAUCAGGAUUGAUUAAACAACAACGAGUUCCCCAGUAACUGUCAGCGUUGGAUUUUGAUGCUAUUGUUAUCCAAAUCCAAACCAUCCCUUCUUGCCCUAUUUCUGAUGAUGUUUGUAAACAACACAGGUUCAGUUACCUGUUUGGGAUAAAAGUAAUACAAAUCUAAAA
Rhincodon typus (whale shark) is the source of this 1832-nucleotide messenger RNA. RefSeq names its product zinc finger protein 239-like. Gene Ontology annotation, biological process: regulation of transcription by RNA polymerase II; central nervous system development. The coding region runs from base 238 to 1254 and encodes 338 amino acids. Gene Ontology annotation, cellular component: nucleus. Gene Ontology annotation, molecular function: DNA-binding transcription factor activity, RNA polymerase II-specific; RNA polymerase II cis-regulatory region sequence-specific DNA binding. The record is from RefSeq and is a predicted model, not a curated record. NCBI's taxonomy places the organism in Eukaryota, Metazoa, Chordata, Chondrichthyes, Orectolobiformes, Rhincodontidae. The transcript is spliced from 2 exons.